This is a messenger RNA of Acomys russatus (golden spiny mouse), 2063 nucleotides long. It is a transcript of the gene Agpat2, whose product is annotated as 1-acylglycerol-3-phosphate O-acyltransferase 2. Gene Ontology annotation, cellular component: membrane; endoplasmic reticulum. Gene Ontology annotation, molecular function: 1-acylglycerol-3-phosphate O-acyltransferase activity. The coding region runs from base 50 to 886 and encodes 278 amino acids. Lineage: Eukaryota; Metazoa; Chordata; Mammalia; Rodentia; Muridae. The transcript has 6 exons. Gene Ontology annotation, biological process: phosphatidic acid biosynthetic process. The record is from RefSeq and is a predicted model, not a curated record.
GCCAGCGGGCGGCGGACGGCGGCGCCGUCGGGGCUGGGGUGCGUCCGCCAUGGAGCUGUGGCCGUGGCUGACGGCGGCGCUGCUGCUGCUGUUACUGCUUGUACAGCUGAGCCGCACCGCCAGGUUCUACGCCAAGGUCGGCCUCUACUGCGUGCUCUGCGUGUCCUUCUCCGCCGUGGCCUCGAUCGUCUGCCUGCUGCGCCACGGCGGCCGCACCGUGGAGAACAUGAGCAUCAUCAGUUGGUUCGUCCGCUCCUUCAAGUAUGUGUACGGCCUUCGCUUUGAGGUCACAGGCCGGAGCAAACUGGAUGUGGAUGGUCCCUGUGUCAUCAUCUCGAACCACCAGAGCAUCCUGGACAUGAUUGGUCUCAUGGAAAUACUCCCAAAGCGCUGUGUGCAGAUCGCCAAGCGCGAGCUGCUGUUCACGGGGCCCGUGGGCCUCAUCAUGUACCUCGGGGGUGUCUACUUCAUCAACCGCCAGCGCGCCAGAACUGCCAUGACCGUGAUGUCUGACCUAGGUGACCUCAUGGUCAAGGACAAUCUCAAAGUGUGGAUCUACCCAGAAGGCACACGCAAUGACAAUGGGGACCUGUUGCCCUUUAAAAAAGGCGCCUUCUACUUGGCCAUCCAGGCCCAGGUGCCCAUCAUCCCUGUGGUGUACUCCUCUUUUUCUUCCUUCUACAAUGUCAAGACGAGACUCUUCACCUCCGGAACAAUCAGGGUACAAGUGCUGGAUGCUGUCCCUACCAAUGGCCUUACAGAUGCUGAUGUCACCCAGCUUGUAGACACUUGCUACCAGUCCAUGCGGGAUGCCUUUCUACAACUUUCUAAGACACCCCAAGAGAACUCUGACGUUAACGAGCCUGCGAUCGUGCCAGCUCAGUAGCCCAGGCCACGGGGGCAGGGGAGCUGGGGAGAGGCAGACAGGAAGUGGAGGCUGGAGGCUGGACAGAAGGCCACACCCUCCCACCUACAAAACAUCACCUUAUCCUGCUCCCCUGCUGGCCUGGCUCUCCUUGGGGCCUGGAAACAGGACACUCUUUCUGGCACAGGCCUUAGACCCAGGACCCCAGGUAACUUCCAACUUCAUGCCUGUGCCUCCAGAAUCCAGGUGUGACCAUCCAGCAGGUGGGCUGACCCACAAGACCACAAGGCACCUAGGAGUGGGCAACAAGCUACCCAAGGUCCACCCCAUGGUGCCAGAUCAACGUUCAGGAACCAGGCCAUGGCCUGCAUCAGGCCAUCAGGAAGAGAAGGAACUUGUUCUCCCAGUUUCAAGGAAGCCUGGGCCGCACAUCACUGGAGGGCAGAGCCUGUGACUCUCACUGUCCGACGGUCUUGGUCACAAAUCACUGCUAUACUUGGUUCUCUUUUUUAUAAAUGAACUCUCAGAAGUACCUAGAGACCGGGAGUCUCUUUCAGAGGGUGGCUCUUCCCCCAGGCCUCCAUCCACAGAUAAAGGGUGGUAAAGAUGGCAUAUGACCGCCCACGCGUCCCUUUUCUGGGGCUGCAGGGUAUAAGUCCCCUGCUCUCCCCCCAAAUGGCCUGAAGGUGGUGGUGAGCUGUGAUCACUCACUGCCUUUUUCAGGGAGUGUGUGUGGUCCAUGGAACUACAGGGCGGGCAGACCAUGGGCCACCAUGACAGUGGCAUGACAGGGGACAGCCCUGAAGGAACUGCCUUUUAGUCUCGGGAACCAGAAAACCACCAAGGAAAACCUGGAGCCGCAGCACUGCCUACGUUUUGCCGACAGGUCCUUCACUUUCCCUGAAGCCUACAGGGCAGGAGUACGGUGCCCACAAAGUCCCAAUUCACCCAUUGACAGCAGCUCAAAUCCCAGCUUUAUUAUAGCAAAGAUGGGGACAGUGUCCUCCUCCCCCUUCUUCACCUCUGGGCCUGGAGCUCUCGUACCUUUCCUGGAAGCCCCAAUGGGGAGUCACACAAGACCUCACUCCCCAAUGCCCAAGGAGCCUCCUGAGAAAGAAGGACAGUUAAGCAGGGCCUUCUGCUCACAGGCACCACCAGACAGCACCUGAACGCUGGCUGGAAGGUAUGUGGUGGUGGG